Oncorhynchus mykiss (rainbow trout) is the source of this 1694-nucleotide messenger RNA. RefSeq names its product intermediate filament protein ON3-like. Gene Ontology annotation, cellular component: keratin filament. Lineage: Eukaryota; Metazoa; Chordata; Actinopteri; Salmoniformes; Salmonidae. The record is from RefSeq and is a predicted model, not a curated record.
AGAGGUGCCUUUCCCUAAACUCGUGAGUGUGAUACUUGAGACUCCUUCUCUCUGUCAUUCUGACAAGAACACAAAGACAAGAUGUCCAAACCAGGCGGAUACAGCAGCCAGUCCGACACUCCCUCGGGUAACAAGCCCAAAAGCUACCCGAACGUCGCCACUAACAAGGACCUUCUAGAGCCCAACAACCCCAAGGUGGACCCGAAGGACCAGUCAGCCAAGAGCCAGGAGAAGGACCAGAUGGUUGGACUCAACGACAAGUUUAUAGCGUUCAUUGACAAGGUGCAAAACCUGGAGCAGCAGAACAAGGUCCUGGACACGCGUCUGAAGAUCCUGAAGGAGCAGGAGGACUACCAAGGCAACGUGGACGCUGUGGUCCAACAGCUGGCCAACGAGUUGCAGCAGCAGAUCCAGAAACUGGCCCGGGACAAACAGAAACUGAAGCAGGAGCUGGCCCGCUGCCAGGACGAAGUGGACCAGACACGCAACAAGUACCAGGAUGAGAUCCAGAAGAAGUCGGAUCUGGAGAAUGACUUUGUGAUCAACAAGAAGGAUGUGGAUAAGGGCCACCUGGCAGCCGUGGAUCUGGCUCUGGAACUGGAGGACCUGAUGGGAGAACUGGACUUCCUGAGGCGGGGCUAUGAGGAGGAGCUGAAGGAGCUGGAGUCUCAUAUUCAGAAUGAGACGGUGGUCGUGAAGGAGAGCAACAUGAGAUCUCUAGACAUGGACGAGAUCAUCGACAGCGUCAAGAAACAGUACGCGGACAUGGCCUCCCGUGCCAGAGAGGAGGCAGAGCUGUGGAACCAGAAAAAGAUGGAUGACAUAGUGCUGACAGCAGAGCAGUAUGAGCAGGAUGUACGCAAUGUGAAGAAGGAGAUUGCUGACAUGCUUCGUCUAAUACAGAGACUGAAGGCAGAGCUGGAGACCCUCAAGAAGCAGAAAAUAGUUGUUGAGAAGGACAUUGAGGAUGUGGAGGUGGAUGAGCAGAAUGCGUUGGAGCAGGCCAGGGAUAAUAUUGUUGCGCUGGAAGACGCUCUCCGCAGGGCCAAGCAGGACAUGGCCCGUCAGGUCAGGGAGUACCAGGAACUGAUGAACCUCAAACUGGCCCUGGACAUCGAGAUCGCCACCUACAGGAAGCUACUGGAGGGAGAGGAGAUUAGAAUGAAUGACCAUAUACGUCAUCAAGAUUACUAAAACAAACCGACCAAUCCCAGUUCUUGCUUACACGCAGACAUUGAUUUGCCUUCGAAGCCCCUCCUGACUCUGAAGCCCCUCCCAUUAGAUGCCGGUGGCCCCCCAACCAGCCCCAGGAAGCGUCUGCUGAUCAGAAUUGAGGUGGAGGCGGGAAGGGUCAUGUCCAAGAGCUUACACUACUCCGACAAUUAACCAAGCCCACCGUCACUCUGCUGUCGCUAUAGUAACACGGUGACGUUCCUCUUUCUCUGUCUCUUUUCCAUCUAAAAAACCUUGCUGAGUCUUUUGUUUUACGUUAAGGUCAUUGUUUAAUAAGCUACGGUGUUAAACUUACAAACUUUGUUUUCAACUGCAGUUCGAAGACCAUGUGCAACAGUAACAGGAGCUCUUACAAAAUGUGUCCUGUGCUCUUUUUCAUUAAGUUUGUGCUCUCUUGUGCUCGUGUGACUGGGAAGGCCAUGUCCUCCAAUGCUUGAAUGUCACUGAACCAGGUCCAAAAU